Molecule: messenger RNA, 4349 nt
Organism: Girardinichthys multiradiatus
Lineage: Eukaryota; Metazoa; Chordata; Actinopteri; Cyprinodontiformes; Goodeidae
Gene: rabl6b
Product: RAB, member RAS oncogene family-like 6b
Exons: 18
Coding region: 384-2675 (763 amino acids)
Cellular component (GO): cytosol; nucleus
Molecular function (GO): GTP binding
Source: RefSeq, a predicted model, not a curated record
GUUUUGCGUUACGUUUGACUUCAGGUCUGCGUGCCCGUUGUCUUUGCAAAGGAAUGUGGCUGCUCUCAGUGUGUCGGGAUGGAUGCCUGGCAGAUGUUCUAAGAAAAAGAUGCAGGUUGCCCCCUUAUUACAAAGCAAUGAUGGUCCUAACACUACGGUAGUUAACCCAACCACUGACACGCAAGCAAGAACCUCCAGGCAAAUUUAAGAGAAAUCAAACCUGAUCCAUAUUAUGUUAUUAGACCUCUUUCUAAACAUGGAACCCUAACUUCCUUACCUGUAAGGAUACGGUUGUACACAUUUCUUUCUGUUCUCACGAAAGGCAUCCCGCCAAGUAGAGUGUCAGUGUCUUUAUCACCUCCAACGCCUUGUGGGACCUCAAAAUGUUUUCAGCUCUGAAAAAGUUGGUGGGAUCUGAGCCGGGACAGCUCAGGGAAAAAAACAUUCCUGCAGGACUGCAGUCCAUGAACCAAAGUUUGCAAAGGCGCUUCGCUAAAGGGGUCCAGUAUAACAUGAAAAUAGUUAUCAGAGGAGACAGAAAUACUGGAAAGAGUACUUUAUGGCACCGACUGCAGGGGAAGAAGUUUGUGGAAGAGUACAUUCCCACUCAGGAGAUCCAGGUCACAAGUAUUCAUUGGAAUUAUAAAAUGGCUCCAUAUCAAGCUACUGAUGACGUGGUGAAGGUGGAGGUGUGGGAUGUGGUGGACAAAGGUCAAAAAUACCCUCUUCUUGAAGGUGUAGGCAAAGGCAAACGGCGUGGGGACAAUUUGAAACUGGAGAAUGAGCCGCAAGAGUCAGAUGAGGUGGCCCUGGAUGCAGAGUUCCUGGAUGUGUACAAGAACUGCAAUGGCGUCAUCAUGAUGUUUGACAUAACUAAGCAGUGGACAUUUAAUUACAUCCUGAGGGAACUACCCAAAGUACCCACCCACGUUCCAGUGUGUGUUCUGGGAAACCACAGGGACAUGGGGGAACAUCGAGUCAUUCUCCCUGAUGAUAUAAGAGACUUUAUUGCAGGACUAAACAGACCAAUGGGAUCAUCCUACAUCCACUAUGCUGAGUCCUCAAUGAAGAACGGAUUUGGCUUGAAGUAUCUGCACAGGUUUUUCAACAUCCCCUUCCUACAGCUGCAGAGAGAAACCCUCCUGAGGCAACUGGAAACCAACCAGCUGGACAUGGACGCCACCCUGGAGGAGCUCACAGUCCAGCAGGAGACUGAAGAUCAGAACUACGAGAUUUUCUUGGACAACUUGGAGUCUCGCAGUAAGGGCUAUGCUUCUCCUGGUCCAGCUAACGGUCAGAGUCCCUCCUCUGGCUCACAGUCUCCCAUCGUCCCUCCCAGCGGUGCUUCGACAGGCAGCUCCAGCCCCAGCACUCCACAGCCCUCAGUACCCUCCCAGAUGCUUCCUCAGUCUCCAUCUGUGUCUGCGUCCUCCCCUGCAGCCCCCACAGCAGUGGUUAGUGGGGCAACCUCCCCUACAGCCGAGAUGAAACCUCUGCCCCAGUCUCCCGAACACCAGCAAUCCUCUGCUGCUCCUGGGGGAUCAGGUCCCCAAAAACGCAGUUUCAUGUCCCGCUGGUUCAGUUCAUAUCCUGCCACUGAGGCACCGACUUCUGCACCAGAUGACCCUCCUGCAUCUGUGUGUUCUGCUAAAGUGCAGAGUGUGGAUGAUUUUGUGCCAGAUGAAAGACUGGACAGGGGUUUCCUAGAAGACAGCGUGCCCUCAAAGAGCAAGGUGCCCCAACAUGCCCCAGCUUUGGCUGUAGACAGCGACAGUGAUGCAGAAAACAGAGGAAAUCCAAUGGUUUCUGGUUUCCAGGAUGAGCUUGAUCCUGAUGACAGCGAGCCCAGUCUUCCCCAGGUUAACACUCUGCCCCACAGCAAAGAUAUCUCUCUGACCAGUGAUGAGGAGGAGGUUGAACAGGUUGCCCCCACAGUCACACAGGACCAGGACUUGGACAGUGAACCUCAUCUGAAAGCGCCAGUUAUUCAGCUCACAAAAGCAAAGGUGACUUCCCAAGCUUUGGAGCGCAAAGUCCACACCACGGCACCAAUCUCCUUAACUUUAACCCCAGCGGAAGAGCCACCUACUCGACUACAAGGCAGAAAAAAGGGAAGCACACGCAGAGCAGAGGACUCUGAUACAGACCCAGAGGCACCCGUGGCCCAGCAGAUGCUCUCUUUUGUCAUGGAUGACCCUGACUUUGAGUCUGAAGCAUCAGACACCCCAAAAAUAGCAAAGGACACCUUUCCAGUCAGAGAUGAGCUUCUGUCUGACCUCUCUGAUGAGGACAUGCAUUUAACUAAGGUGCCGGUACCACUGAAGCCCACUGUGAUUUCCUUCAAACUCAAGGAUGAUACUGACCUUUUUGGCCUCGGAAUCCAAGAAGAGCCUCUAGCAGCGAAGGACAGCAGCGACGACCAGGAAGAAAAAGAAAGCAAGCAAUCCAAAGAGAAGAAGAAAAAGAAGAAGAAAAGCAAGGAGGAGGAUGAGAAGAGCAAGAAGAAACACAAGAAAAAGGAAAAAGUCGAAGCUGCAGCUGCAGCAGGAGACGACAAGGAGAAAAAGAAGAAGAGGCCUCGAUCCAAGAAAACAGAGGUGGAUGAAUUGGAGGACUUUCUUAGCGGAGUUGCUGGCUCGGUCAAAAGAGACGAUGGUGAUUAUGAAGAGUUAUAAAAGUUACUUUUAGAAGAAGUCAUGGUCAGUUAAAAAAGCAAAACAAUAAAGGUCAACUUGUGUAUGCAUAAAACAGCCAUACACUCUAAACCACCAUCUACAGUCAGAUCUGUAAACUAAAAUUCUGCUUCCUUUUGGGUCCCUCAGACCCCCAUUCUUACUCCUGCUCUCAUUUCCACUCCACCCAAUAAGAAAUCCCCAGGACUCACAAGUACUGUAAUGACUGGUAUGAACACAGCUGAGCUCUUUGUACUUUGAUCUGAUUCCUUUGAUUUAGGCUUUUCUUUGGUCUACUACUCUGGUGAUUCACUCCGAAUGAGCUGCUGUAAAUAGGACCAUGAUUUACUCUGACUGUUUGUGUGGCUGUUGUAGUGAUUGUAAGCAUGCUCAAAGUGAUGACUGACUCCCUAAAGACUCCAUAGUGUCCUUUUUAAUAGUUUAAAUGGGAAAUAUCAGAUUGAACAUUGGUGUAAUUAUCAACACUGAAGACGUUUGACUUCUCAUUUUACACCUUUCUGUCCGAGUAAAAUGUUCAUUCAUCACUACUAUCGGUCUCCAAACCGGCUCAUUUAUAAAAACAUUUAGUUACUUUCAUAUCUGAAACUACAUCAGUUAUCUUUAAGCUAAAUGUGGUCCGAUGUUAAUUAACCAACCUUUCCCCGCACCAGUGGCAGUUUGGUAGACUUUAAGACUGUAAACUGAUGACUCUCAUGGUCAGAAAAAGAAUAAUCUGCCAUUAAGUGAAGAUGAAAAAAGCCCAGUUAGAAUAUAUUGAACAUGUUAUCUACAUACAGGGUGCAGGAUGUGGUUGGAUGUGUGUGUGUUUUUUCCCCAGUUGUUGCCUUAACCAAGGUUACCAACAAGGAAAUGAUGUGCAGCUCUUCCUGUGGACAGUUUCAAGUGUUUUUACUGUUCAUCUUGUAGCUCUGUCUGCUUUAAAAUGUUCUAGGUCUUCAUUUUAAAGCCUUUCAUCAGAUUGUGGUGAAUCUUUGCAUUUAUUGUAUUUUGUUUCUUGUUGAACAGCCUUGUGAAAGAUUCAUAUAUUUCUUUGUAACAUGUCUGUUUCUUUUUGUGUGAUCCUUUAUUUAUUUCUUAUGUUUUGUUGCUUCUCAUGUGGUGUGUGUGUUCAGACUGUCCAGUCACACCAAUCAUGCAGCUCUUUAUGGCUCACAGCUGUUCACAUUUCUGAACUUUUUACUUGUAAUAUACAGUCAGCUAUUUACUUCAACUGCUUUUUAGAGAGAGGAAACAGACACAGUGAUAAUGAACUGCUAAAAUCUCCACAUGGUGUCAUUUUGUUCUAAAACUCACCUGCUUACACUAGAUAGAGAGCAUGUGGCAUCUUCCAUGAAUCACAUGAAAAGGAAUUCAUCCAAAUGAACUGGACGUUUUUUGUUUUUUUUUUGUCCUGUCUUUACAGCUGACAGAUCUCAGUUCUCUAUCUCUCUCUUGCUCACACACACACAUACACAACUAGGUUCCAAUCUGCUGGUUUACAAAGAAAUAAUGUCUUAUUCCUAAAUUGAAACUAUGCAGCUUUAUCCUAAAUAUUGUGGGGGGUUUUUUAUCUUAAGUUUGAGGAUAAAUGCUGACAGGUUUCAAGCAAAGCAUUAGAUGUAAAUGUACAGCAAGGAAAGAAUGUGUAAAAUAAAUAUAUAGAUAUUUAUGUAUAUA